GCGUAGGAGUCGUACUAUCGUUGAGUGGCCUCGAGUUAUCAUGGCGACGAACGACAAUAACCGGUACUUCGACAAUCGAUCUUGCUAUAAUUGUGGUCAGACUGGUCACAUAUCUCGAUACUGUCCUCUUCUCGAUAAGCGUACUAAUCUUCCUCCCUCGUCUAGUACUGCGAUCGUCACUGCUCGGCCUUUGUUGACCUUUCCUGCUGGUAGCUCUACUGGUGCUAACUCGGGUAGUAGUAAUUAUUCUGGCCAACAGUCUGGGCAGUAUUCUGACCGAGGAUGGCUGCGCAAUCGGGUGUUUACGCUCGAGGGGAUUGUAUCGAAGAUUAAAGAGAAGCACGACGCGGACGAGGCCAAGGAGCAGGUUGCUAAGGAAGAAGAACAAAGUAAGAUGAAGGAAAAAGAGGACGAAGAUCGCAGGUCACAUGAGAAAUUGGAGAGAGAAGAACGGCAAUCGAAGAUGAGACAGGAUCUGAACUCCCGAUGGGAAAUGGUGUGUCAGAAAAUCGACAAGAAGGACAAAGAGUGCAAUGAGGUGGCGAAGCUGCGAGAGGAAAUUGCUAAGUUGACACAACGCAACAACGCGGGUGAGCCAUCUACUUCGGUGAUGAAACCAUCUGUUGACUUCGAUUUUGUUGAACGGCUGAAACAAGAGCAAGAGGAGUUACGUGCGAUUGCCGAUAAGAGGUUUGCCAUGCUUGAGGAGAAGAUCUCCGGCCUCGUAAAAGAGAAAAAUGAAGUUGAGGCGGAUGCAGAGCUUUGGAAAGCCGAAGCCCUGCGUCAAGGGAACAAACGAGGGAGUAUUGCAAUAGCAACUCCUGACACGGAGGCAAGGGUUCGACAGCGGGGAACGCCAUGCAGACCACCCACGGAUUAUCGAGUUAAUCCUACACUCAAGGGAAUCGUGGAUCGACCCAAUCUGGAAGUCAACGCGGUGAAGGAGUUGCGAUUUAAGGAUGCUCACGAUAAAAUCGAGGCUGAGAAGGAAGUUGAGAGAUUGAAGGAAGCUAUGGCUAGACUUGAGAUGGUGAGGGAGAAGGCAACUAACCUGAAGAGCAAAGUGGAUGACGCAACGGGUCCUUCUGCUAAGAAGGCAAGUGGUACCUCCGCCAAGAAGAAGAUGUGUGUGGUUUCGCCAGCUGAAUCGGUGGAUGAACGAGAGGCUUUCGCACGGAUGCAACGUAAGCAAUUGAAGUUGAACAAAGAGCAAGUGGUGGCAAUUUGUGAUAAGGAGGGGAUAACAUUUACCAAGCUAUAGCAAACGAAGGAAGAAAUUGUGUGUCCGAGGGUGGCCAGAGCUUUCAAUGAAGAGAAGGUUAAGAG
Molecule: messenger RNA, 1326 nt
Organism: Chara braunii
Lineage: Eukaryota; Viridiplantae; Streptophyta; Charophyceae; Charales; Characeae
Source: the annotation of a GenBank genome assembly